UUUAGAAUUCGCUUCUAUUAACAUGAAUAAUAAAGUUAAGUGCCUGACUUGAGAGAAAGUAAACACGGCGAUGCUAUUUUGUCUUGUUAACCUCAAGGAAGUUCUAUUUUGAUUYCAUAAUAUUAACAUCCUUCAUAGAAAACAUUGAAAAAAAAAACUUUUAGUUAACAAAACAGCGAAACAGGCUGUGUGGGAUGUGACUGACAAGUGAGAGCCCUCAAGCAAGAACUUACAGACUUUUGAAAGUACUUUAAGUAAAUAGUGUUGAUUCGGUUUUGCGCAUGCGCUGGAUGAUCCAAAAAUGAGUCAACCAAUAGUGUCGAGCGUACUACUUUUAUAUGGCACUUGUAUGGUCACUGUCAUGGAAUCCCAAGCUCUGACAACCAACGAAAUCAUAGCAGACCUCGAAAAUUUACAACAGAAAGCCGACCAUUUUUGGAACUUUGAAGAACAGCCUUUCAAGGACGAAAAAACAGACAAUCAGAUAUCGAUAACAGGAAAUCUGACAACCACUUUAUCGCCCAUUGGCGACCAAGCCAUUUCUAUUCGAGAUUCCAAGUCAAGAGUUGAUUUAAACAUUACGCUUGGUAAUAUGUCGUGCCUGCAAGAYCCAUUUACAUGUUCCAGCGGUCUCACAGUAGCUAUGGUGAUUAAAAUUGGUGAUGGUUUUUCAAACAAUGAGAUUUUUGGACCUUGUGGAGUUGUAGGAGCUGUUUGUCCAGGAGUGCAAGUUCUAUAUCGGAACUUUAGACUUUUCGUGUACAUAAAUGGUCAAAACAAAAGCUGUUCCUGUAAGCUUUUCCUCCAGAGAUAUCGUUGGCAAUACUUGGCGUUUACAUGGGAUCCCACAARCGAAAAACUCCAAGUCUAUCAAGAUGCUUCUCCCCAAACAAACCCAAAGAGCUACGAAUGCAAAAGCACAGUGGUAAAUGGAGGUUUAGCGCAGAAGUACUAUUUGGGUAGCUAUUCAGAUUUAUGGACAUUCUACGGCGUACUAGGGAUAUGGAACUCUGUUCUUCCCUUAAAAGGCUCAUUAGAACGAGUGUGGGACUUGAUGAUAGAUAAUGGAGGAAAUACGACCCUGGAUUUGCUUUUAAAUAUUCCUGGAAAACCUUGGACAGACGAUUAUGGAACCAAAAAUAGCAAUUGGUAUCUUGAGUUGAAGAAAGAGCUCGAGACCGCUAUCAAACCACAAGAUACGAAAAAAUCGAAAUACAUUUCUACAGAGUUACAUUCACUAAGCAAAACUACACUGACAACAGGGGAUAUAGUAACCGCUCUGGUAAGAGUGAUAUAUUCAAGAAUUGGCGAAUACGAAGGAUACUACUUACAGAAAGCCAUAGAAGAAUAUAUGAUAAAUAAUAAAAGUCUAGAGAUUAUAAACUGUGCGGCUGAUGAUAACUUUUUCUGUGAAAUUCCAUCCUUUCAUGGACUUCAACAUGGAGACGAUCCUGGCAGUCUGAAGGUCGUCUUUCAAGCUAAUUACGCCGGGUUAAUUGAAAACAAUUUCUAUAAUAAACACUAUUUUGCGUAUGAAAUCGAACCAAAUAAAAUUGAAAUGACACAAACAAGAGAAAGUGCUUAUUCCCGGAAUAUGACUAAGCUGGUAUCAAACCAGUUUGCACCGUACACAAAUUACUGUGUUCAAAUAGGGGCAUCAAGCUUUAAGGCCGGYGGCUUCUUUUCGAAACCAAAAUGCAUGGUAACUGCCGAGUCAGUCCCCAGUGUCGCUCCAACAAUCAUUGAAGCAAACGUCACCAAUCCAAGUUCUAUUUCAAUAACAUGGAACCUGACAAGUGGGUGGAAUGGGAAGCCUGUGGGAUUUCAUAUCCGAUGGGGGAAUGGUCACCAGGUGAAUGUCAGUUCUAAUGACACCACAUACACCAUCACUGGCCUGCAAGGUGGCAUUAUGUACAAUAUCAGUAUUAGUGGGAYCACUAAAGUUGGUGCUGGGAAAGCCGCUUUCAUCAAUAUCACCACUCCCAUUGGACCUCCAACUGGUUUUCCCGCCAACAUAAACCUGUUUAACACAAGUCAUACCAGUUUGAAUGUYACGUGGUCUGAUAUCCCCCAAUCACAGCAAAAUGGCUUGAUCCGGGGAUACAAAAUAACAUUACAUGACGUUCAGGAGAAUAAAACAGUUGCAAUCACAUUUGUGUGCUCUACCACUAAACAAUGGCAAUUCGACAAUCUAAAACCGUACUACAAUUACAGUGUGAAAAUUCUUGGUUCCACAAAAAUGGCGGGACCAGACAGUCCUUUUGUACAUGCAAUGACCGACGAAUCUGUUCCCAUAAUUCCACCUGCCAAUCUUCACGGAAARAACCUAUCAUAUGAAAGUCUCUAUGUCACGUGGGACUUGAUGAACACUAGCGAUUAUCGUGCCAUCCAAGGGAUUUUACUGGGUUAUUCUCUUAGAAUAACAUGGCUAGACAAUGAUAUCAACCACACGAAUAGAAAAUACAAUUUAUGCAACAACUCAAUAAGUAUUCGUGACYUAUGGCCGUAUUCCUUGUACAACAUCUCUGUGGCGGGUUUUACUCGAUAUGGCGACGGAUCCUGGAGUAGUAUACAACUACGAACCGAGGGAAAAGCUCCAUCAAAACCGCCGUCAUCARUCGUAGCACACAACCUCAGCUCCGACAAAAUACGAGUGGACUGGGAAGAAGUAAACGGUUCAUUCGCACAUGGCGACAUUUUAGGUUAUAAGCUUACAUUGAUCGACAMGGGUAACAUCUUAUUUAGGAGAAGCAAUGAUGAAAAUGCCAGUGCCACCUUUUCGAUAUUCGAUGGUCUUAAGGAAUACACUAUGUAUUCGAUUGAGGUUUUGGCGUAUAAUAAGUUUGGCGAUGGUCCUGCUUACAAAYUGUAUGGUAAAACAAAAAUGUCACCUCCCAAGCAAGCUCCGACAUCCUUGAAGGCGUGGAACACAAGCUCAACAAGUUGUGCCAUUACGUGGGAUCACGUAAAAGGAAGUCAUGUUGAAGGAUACAUCGUCUCUUAUACAAACGUKGAAAAUACAACAUUGCGUAGUAACAAAAUAACUUGUAAUAACACGUUAGAAAUACCCAACUUGGACAGAUACACCUUGUACAACAUCUCCAYCAAGGCGUUCAACCCUGCUGGCCUGGGGCCGGUAAGCRWGCAAGUGCUAUGUCGCACCGAUGAAGAUAUUCCAUCCAUGUCUCCAAUUCACAUGCAAGGCUUUAACACAAGCAAGCACAAKAUCUUCAUUUCUUGGGAUCCAGUCCCCAAAGAAAGCGCCAACGGUGUGAUAUUGGGAUAUUACAUUACCUUUAACAUAACAAACAGAACUGAGAACCAUUCACGACGAAGGCGUCGUUCAGUAGAAGUAGGAACUACAGUCACAGUACCGGUAUCRCAAGGAAACUAUACUUUUCAGAAUUUACAGCCGUACACGUGGUAUGGUGUAAGAAUUGCGGCAUAUACAACUAAAGGUACUGGGAAAUGGAGCCCUACUUUUUAUAUACGUACAGAACAAGAAGAACCUCAAAUUCCACCACCUUCUGUGUCCGGUUUCCACACGAGCUCGACGUCAAUCAAYGUCACGUGGAAAUCCAUAACCAAUGCGCAAGUCAAAGGCAUAAUGACGUCAUACAUGGUACGUUACGUCAUGUUAGAUAAGUAUGGUAACAACGUCACAGCGAGAGAGGAGAAAACUGUUCCUCAUACGCAGCAGAGUAUCGACCUGAAAAGCUUGARGAAAUACACAAACUACAGUAUAACGGUCAGCGGUGUAACGAAGGAGGUUGGGGUGGAAAGCCAGCCUGUUGUUGUCAGGACGAAUGAAGACAAACCAGACGCUCCACCACAAAAUAUUGUGCUUACUCGAGUAAGCCAUGCAAGUUUGAAGGUGACCUGGUCYCCAGUCCCCGAGCCGUUUGUUAAUGGAAUCAUACGCGGGUAUGUGUUAUAUUACAAAAAGACUAGUGACAAAACGUCAUCGCUUAGCAACGUCACCUUGACAAGCAAGAAUACGUCGUAUGUGGUAGCAAUGCUGCUCCCAUCUACAAGUUAUUCGUUUUGGUUAUGUGGGUUCACUGUGGUAGGACUAGGUGUGUUAAGUGACGUCCACAGGGGAUCUACUGAUGAGAGUGUUCCAGACAGGGCACCAGGCAACAUUACCGUCAAGAACUUGACAAGUGAUCACUCCCUGMRRAUAACAUGGUCCCCAAUCCACUACGACCAUAUUCGAGGAAUUUUGCUUGGUUACAAAAUCAUUUACAAGAGUGUCAAGUUGCCGGGGAAUGACACCGCAAGUUCUGAAGUUGUCAAGGUUACAAAACCAUCYGCGCAGUCAGCAUUAAUCGAGAACCUCCACAAUUUUGCUGUAUACGAGUUWAGGAUUCUUGGGUUUACCAUAAAAGGAGAUGGUGUCAUCAGCGAGCCUGUGUACGGAGAGACCUGCRCAUGCACCAAAACCCUCACCACAACAUACCACGUGACCAGCCCUUACGUCUCAUUCAAUCGAACAACAUCCAUGGUGGCGGGAUUAAUACCCACAAUCCUUAAGCUUAUAAUCAGAUCGUGCUGUGGGGACUGUSUUAACGGACACGGUGAAACAAACAUCGAUUUUCAACACGACUACCAUGGCAACCGUGCAGAAAAAACAAACAUUACAGAAUUCAUGCGCAAUGACGUGGCUUAUACUGAUCUGGUAUUCCCUAUAAACGGCUUCGAAGGAAAAGAGAUGCAUGGUGAAAAUGCUUUUGUUAAGCUGGUAGUAUCACCGGGGGUAGCUUUCAUCACGGUCAGCAAGAUCACCAAGUCUCGUCUUGCGACUGURCUAUUCAGAGCUCUCGCAAAUAGUGGAACUCUGAUMCUCCUCAUGUUAUCAAUAAUGUGGUUAGUGGGCAUUCUUACCUGGGCAUUGGAUACAAGAUAUAACCCCGAAACCUUUCCGCCUUCGUUCAUACAAGGGACGUACAAUGGAAUUUGGAUGGCAUUCAUAAGCAUAACCACGCUGGGUUAUGGAGACUGUGUGCCUAAAAGUAUGGCUGCCCGUAUUCUGACCAUAGCGAACGCUCUGAUGGGUUUUGUCUUGAUCUCAUUGAUAACUGCAAACUUAAGCAACGAUCUCGUAGUCACGACAGUUGUCGCAGACCAGCAAAACCUGUACAAUGCCAAAGUUGGCGCCAUAAAGGAUUCCUUUGAACACCGAGUGGGAAUACGACGGAACGCUAAAAUAGAGAAAGAUUACCACAGCUUCAAAGAUCUUCGCCWGGCAAUGAUAUCACAUGACGUGGACGGUAUACUCGUGGAUCUGUACGUCUCAGCCAAUCACCAAGAGUUAUUCAAUCUUCCGGGACUAACAGCCAGAAUAAGCAAACUUCUAAAGUAUGAUAAUAUCUACGGGGUGUCCCUCGGAGGAAGAUCAAAGAAACUACAAUUUUGCUUUAAUGAUUACAUUAAUUUUAAACGAGAGAAUGUGUUUAAGAUAAUACAGUCAGGUGUCUCUCAGCCAGAGGUUCCCAAAGGAAAUCCUGCAGACGUUAUAUCGUCUGGUCUAAUUGACUCCAAUUCCGAUAUCUUUCAAGUGACAGUCAAGUAUGGCGGAGGCUUGAUUAUCUUAUGCAAUGUUAUUGCUCUGAUCUUUAAAGUUUUUGGGCUACGAAAACGAUCCGUCACACCAGCACAACAAGCGCCUAAUCCAAGAGUGACAACGGUUAAAGAAAUGCGGCGAUUAAYCAAAGUGUUCYACAGUAGAUUCUCGAAUAUGUAUCAAGAAAUACGAGCAAGACACUUGAAAGAAAGGAAAAAGCUCCUCAAAGAACGAAGAGUAMAAACUCAAGCUAAAUAUCGCGUUGACCUGUUAGUGCUUCAUAAAAACAAAGAAAUGCAGUCUGAAUGCUAAAGAUAUAUUAUUCUAAAUUUCUCCUAACAAAAAUAUCUACAAUGGAAACGAAUACGACCUUCCUAAAAGAACAGAAGUGACUUCUGUCUCCAAACCUGUUGUCUCAUACCUGAACUAGACGUUUUGUCACCAGGCUCCCGGACACUAUUAAUUGAAAAGGAAUGGGUACUAAUUAAACCAGUUAUGAUGUCAUUCUUCCUUAUGACGUCAUUUCAAUUGUAAUCAGUGCUCACAAUGAGUCUUUGGCAUGUAUAGCAAAGKAUAAAAAAAGAGCAAGAGGACUUGAGAUGAAACUGUCCGCAGUUUUGGUAACUGUACUUUUAGUGGCAUUUCCGGUCGUAUUUGGAGUGGAGGCCAUAUGUACARACGGACCAUGCUGCAGUAGUAACGGGCAAUUCCUGUCUAAUGACACAGUUUGCCGUCCUGCCGCAAACGAGUGCGACGCGCCGGACUAUUGCACGGGUACGUCCAGCCAGUGUCAAAUUGACAUUAGUAUUAAGGAAGGAACGUCAUGCGGAAUACCAGAUGACCCAGGAAAUUGUGUUGACGGAUUUUGUUGGAAUUCUGCCAUUAAAGCUAAAGUCAAGCACUGCGAGGACACAUGCUCUAAACUAAACGGUAACUGCAGCCAAAAUGGAACAUGCGUKUGCUAUGAGCCGUGGAAAAAUCCACCUUACUGUAACAGCAAAAAUGAUUAUCACACCAACAUCAACCCGAGCAACGAAAAUGAUUUCUAUCAUGACAUGGAAAUCAUUAAUAAUAUCACUGCAAAGCGAAUGCGACGAUCUUCAGGCAACAAACAUCAUCAUGGCAAUCACCAUCACCACCACAAACCAAACGCUGUAGCACUUCCGAGGAUGGUACAAGAUCCGCCAACGGAGGAUGCGUGGACGAGAUACAGCCAAAAUCCGCUGUUUAUUCCAAUUGUUGUGACCAUURUCGCUUUUAUCAUUCUUUUGAUCUUCGGGCUUUGGGCAUCAGCSCUGUACAGGUCAGAGCUCCAAGCACGUAAAAUAAAAUCAAGAAUUAAAGUGAACAAGUCACGKCGCAAUGUCUCCAAAGACACUAGCAUUAUCAACGAUCCUUCCGUCUCCAUCGAUGUGGGACAAUAGAAAACAAGCCUCUCUACUACUCAAAGACUACAAAUGACUUUACUCUAUACUCUCUUUCUAUAAAUAUGUGUUUAGGGAAAAUGACAUUUGACUAAGAAUAUAAUCUGGAAAUGAUGUAUUACAUUACCUGCAUAUGCAGGAGCAAUAAWACAGCUCAUAAAGUAAGACUAGAA
Molecule: messenger RNA, 7160 nt
Organism: Exaiptasia diaphana
Lineage: Eukaryota; Metazoa; Cnidaria; Anthozoa; Actiniaria; Aiptasiidae
Exons: 26
Coding region: 302-5875 (1857 amino acids)
Biological process (GO): cytokine-mediated signaling pathway
Cellular component (GO): signaling receptor complex; external side of plasma membrane
Molecular function (GO): cytokine binding; cytokine receptor activity
Source: RefSeq, a predicted model, not a curated record